Molecule: messenger RNA, 923 nt
Organism: Labrus bergylta (ballan wrasse)
Lineage: Eukaryota; Metazoa; Chordata; Actinopteri; Labriformes; Labridae
Source: RefSeq, a predicted model, not a curated record
UAAAGGAGCCAACACCUGCCACUGUAUCAAGCGUCACUGCAGAGAAGAAGGUGCUGUCUCGUCAAGAGGAGCUGAAAGAGAGAGCCCGACUGCUCCUGGAGCAGGCUCGCAGAGAUGCUGCAAUGAAGGCCGGAAACAAAAACAUCCCAAACUUAGCUGUCAGUGCAUCAAACAGAGCCACAACUGUCUGCGAUGAGCGGGAUGCAGAGCGACGGAGACAGCUGAGAGAGCGAGCCCGGCAGCUGAUAGCUGAGGCUCGAUCAGGAGUCAAGAUGUCUGACAUGAGCAUGCUGGACGCUUCCAGCACUGACAGAGGCAAGGGCAGCAGGCCCAGUCCUACUGGAGACAUUUUGGACCAAGUGAGAUGUCAUCAUGAGGGUGAUGCUGUUGAUGGUGAAAGGGGUGAGGAUGAGGAAGAGGGGACAGCUGAGGAAGAGCAGCUCUAUUUUGGUGGAGGUGGAGAUGAUGAUAAUGACGACGACGAUGAUGAUGAUGAUGAUGAUGAUGAUGAUGAUACUGAUACUGAUACUGAUGCUGCGGCUACAUCUGCGUUGGCUACUAACCCACUGCCACUGGAGGCCUCUCUUCCAGCCCCCUGCAGCACCCAGGGGUUCCUGGAGCUUACUAACACCGGCUCUGAGCUAACUUCACUGGGUAAACUGACUGGCUGAGGCUGUGUGGUGCUGCAUGGUUUACUGUCUUCUUCACUUUUAACUAACUUAUCUGUUUUACCUUCUUUUCUAUAAUUCCUCUAUUUCAGCUAAAUCUUUGUGUAUGCUCUGUCACAGAACUGCAAUCCCAUGGAAAUUCUCUCAAUUUUAUACUCAGUUAAUCACAAAAGAACAUUGUAAUACUCACGCAUGGCAUAUAUGACUAAAUAUCAACACAUAGGCAAGAUGGGAGCCCUGCAGUCUGAUCGAAGC